This is a messenger RNA of Coregonus sp. 'balchen', 15227 nucleotides long. NCBI's taxonomy places the organism in Eukaryota, Metazoa, Chordata, Actinopteri, Salmoniformes, Salmonidae. The record is from the annotation of a GenBank genome assembly.
GACCUGUAUGCCCCACUGGUGGUGCGAUAUGUGGACCUCAUGGAGUCAUCCAUCGCCCAGUCCAUCCACAGGGGCUUCGAGAGAGAGUCCUGGGAGCCUGUCAAGUAAGGACACCUCUAUGAUCAACACCCCAUUGAAGUGGUUACAUAGCCCGGAUGCUACUGUUUCUGCAUUCAAUUUGGCUAUAGUAGAAAUCGACUGAUACCCAGGCUAGUCAUAAUGCAGUGUAGACGUACUGUAUAGGUAGAUGCUAAUAUCUUCAGUUUUCAAACUUAAAUUACUGUCAAUGUUUUCAGGCUUUCCUGUUCAUGUUAACAUAAAUAUUCUGAUAAUAUUUUGGUAAUCAUGUGUACCAUAUAUUUGUACAUGAAAUAUGUUGAUAUCCAUACAUGAAGUAUGUCUAUUUGUGGGCAAUUGUGUAAAAAUAUGUUAAUAAGUACUAACAGAAUUAUUUACUAUCUAUUUAUUUAUAUUUGUCCUUAUUGCAGGUAAGACCAUCUCAAAAAAUAUUGUCGAAAACAUGUUUCCUUAAUGUUUUGUAUUCCCUAGAGCACGUGUCAAACUCAUUCCACGGAGGACCAAGUAUUCUGCGGGUUUUCCCUCCUCUCUUGUACUUGAUUGAUUAAUUAAGGUCACUAAUUAGUAAAGAACUCCCCUCACCUGGUUGUCUAUGUCUUAAUUGAAAGGAAAAAACCCUGCCCUAGAGUGUUCAUAAGGUACCCCUUGUAUGAAUGACAUUGCAGUUUGUUGUCACCACAUGUUGAGUUGUCAUCUAUCUUUUGUCAUUAUUCUCGUCAAUAUUGAUAGGACACUCUUUACACGUUAUUUGUCACCAUUACAUUUGCCUCUUCAAUUCAAUGCAAAGGUACCCUUACUUAUUUCAUCUUAAUAAGAUAUUUUUUUGGUUGCUAAUUUGCACAAAAAAAUAAUAAUAAUUCCCUCAUUAAUUUUAUUAUUUUUCUUGGCAUUGCUUUUAUCUAUUUUGCUUCUUUUAAAACACAUCCGCAUUACCACUGUUACAGGACAUAUUUUUCUGUUCUGUCUGUUCCCUCUACACAGGAGCCUAACAAGUAAUCUGCCUGAUUUGAAUCUACCAAAUGUCAACCUCCAAAUGCCCAAAGUACCAAAUCUACUGCCAGUUAGCCUCCUAACAAUGCCUAGCUUUUUUACACUGGAUGUCAACUACAUGUGACUCCGAGUGUGUAUUGAGUCUCUGUUGGAGCCUGAAACAUGAAACAUGCACAUGAUAUGUUCUUGGCAUGAACAUAUCACAUGUCCUCUGGGACACUGGCUCAACUUCUGAAGAUGGAUUGCAAUAUCCACCAAUCCUAAUUUAGAUGGGGUCAGCUCUAGCUUACAGUUUUUUUUUUGGAUUGCUAACAAGCAUUCUUCAAUACUGCGGAUACAUGUGCAAAACUCUAAAUACAGUUAUCAAAACAACAUGCAACUUGGCAAUGCACAUCCUACAUGUCUCAAAAGCAAAUAUUUUUACCAAAUAAAAGCUAACAGUCUCUCACGACAUGCACACUUUGUCAUUCAUAGUAUCAUGACCUACAAAACUCUAAAAACAGCUACCACUUUAAAAUGUGUCAAUUUGUCUUUAAUAUCAUAUUUUUUUUAGAUGAACCAACAGUCAUUUUUACAAAAGAAGAGUAGCAAACCUGCACUGUAUAUAAUGUCCUGCAAGAUAUGUAAAGAAAUAAAGCAGAACGCCUGUAAUAUGCUUCAAUACAAUUUACUGUAUUUUUGCAGAUUACUGUAUUUUGCUUUUUGCAGAGUAAUUCCAAAAUACACAAAAAUAAAUAAUUCCAGUACUGUUAAACAAACAAAAAGUGUAUACACACUGAAUAUGCAUAGCAUAUUGUCCAAAUGAAACACAUAUAUAACAAUGCUAGUCAACCCUGUCUGCUGCAUUGGGUUCCACAUCACACUGUAUGGCCUCUUGCGCAAUACACCUGGGAAAUAAUCUUUUUGCAUGCCUGAUCCAUCCCUGGCAAUCUUCUGCAGAGAUAUCCAGGCAUCCUGCAUUCAUUGCAUCCAAGAGUGACAUUUGAUCAUGUGGAUGGUGGUCAUAAACUUUCCACCUCCAGAGGAAAAUAAUUAUUCUAUGGGGUUGAGGAAGGGAGAGUAAGGGUGGAGGAAAAGUGACACCCUCCCGGGAUGGGCUGCAAACCACUCUGUGACUGCAUGAGAGUGGUGAAAUGUCACAUUGUCCCAUACAAUCACACAGGUUGCCCUCUUUCUUCACCUGGCAAAAGCCUUCCAUAGAGGUCAUCCAUGAAUGAAAUGAGGUGCUCUGUGUUGUAUGGCCCAAUUAGUGGUUUAUGGCACACAUUGUGACGUUGGCACCCCUCUGGCCCGGGACAUUCACUGUUGCUCUUUUCCCUAAUCACAUUCCUUCCACGUUGGCGUGUUUUGGCCAUUUUAAAACCAGCCUCAUCCACAAAGACGAACAUGUGGGGUGUUGGCUUCAAGCUCCAUGACACUCUAAAAUAGUGUAAAUCCACAGGGCAACAUAACAGUUAUUCUAUAACAGUAGUUUACAUUACAGUAUACUGUAACUGAAAUCACUGCUAAGUGUGCAGUGCUCUGGUGGGUUUUGUUUACAGUAAAAACAGUACUGUAUUACAGGAUAUAGACAUCUUACCUGGACAUAUUGGUACCGGAGUUCCUUGACAUGAUCAGAGUUCCUCUCAAAGGGAACAGUGUACACCUGCUUCAUGCUGAUAUUAUGCUUUGUCAAGACUCUAGCAAUGGGUGUCAUGCAUACACUUUCAACAUUUUGAAAUGUAUUAUUGUCUGCCAACACUCUAUCUUGAAGUUUAUGGCAUUGUUGCUAAUGACCAUGUCAACAAUUACAGCUUCCCUCCAUUUGGUAACCGUUGGGUCCUAAAACAGAAAUACAAUUGUGGUUCGGAGAGCUUUUGCUCGAUUUACUACCCUACAUUACAGUUAGAUGCCCAUGCAGAAUGCAUAUCUUACCUGUUAGUUUGCUGGAAGGUUCUUAUGAUAGAUGACACAGUUGAGCGUUGCAAAUUUGGCUGCACUCUAAGACCAGCAUCUCUCAUUGAUAGACCACGAUUGACAACAUGAUCAAUGAUUGUAGCCCUAAUCUCAUCUGACACUACAACUCUGGGUCUUCCCCUCAGUCGUCUUCCACCACGGAUACGUAAUCCUCUGCCUCUCCCGGCAACUCUUCCACCUCUGUAAGCCACUACACUAUCUCUGGCUGGGUCCAUGUUUAUGUAAAAUAUAUUCCAAAGAUGUCCCCUUUUGUAGAGAUGGUAAUGACAUAAAAAUGGAAAACACCUGGGUAGGUCUUCAGUUACGUAAUGUAGAAUGAAAAUCAGCUGUGAAUAAUUAAUUAAUUAAUUAAGAGUUAUUGUUAUUUUACUUUUACUGUAGCAAUGUAAAAAAUUGCAGUCUAAUUCAAUUUUUAGUAGCUUUUGAACUUGAGUUUAACAGUUUUGAUAAGGGUAUCUUAACAUUUGCAAAAUGGUCUGUAGAUACAUUUGAAGACAGAAGUUUACAUACACCUUAGCCAAAUACAUUUAAACUCAGUUUUUCACAAUUCAUUACAUUUAAUCCUAGUAAAAAUUCCCUGUUUUAGGUCAGUUAGGAUCACCACUUUAUUUUAAGAAUUUGAAAUGUCAGAAUAAUAGUAGAGAGAAUGAUUUAUUUCAGCUUUUAUUUUUGUCAUCACAUUCCCAGUGGGUCAGAAGUUUACAUACACUCAAUUAGUAUUUGGUAGCAUUGCCUUUAAAUUGUUUAACUUGGGUCAAACGUUUCGGGUAGCCUUCCACAAGCUUCCCACAAUAAGUUGGGUGAAUUUUGGCCCAUUCCUCCUGACAGAGAUGGUGUAACUGAGUCAGGUUUGUAGAACCCUUGUCGCACACGCUUUUUCAGUUCUGCCCACACAUUUUCUAUAGGAUUGAGGUCAGGGCUUUGUGAUGGCCACUCCAAUACCUUGACUUUGUUGUCCUUAAGCCAUUUUGCCACAACUUUGGAAGUAUGCUUGGGGUCAUUGUCCAUUUGGAAGACACAUUUGCGACCAAGCUUUAACUUCCUGACUGAAGUCUUGAGAUGUUGCGUCAAUAUAUCCACAUAAUUUUCCUUCCUCAUGAUGCCAUCUAUUUUGUGAAGUGCACCAGUCCCUCCUGCAGCAAAGCACCCCCACAGCAUGAUGCUGCCACCCCCGUGCCUCACGGUUGGAAUGGUGUUCUUCGGCUUGCAAGCUUCUCCCUUUUCCUCCAAACAUAACGAUGGUCAUUAUGGCCAAACAGUUCUAUUUUUGUUUCAUCAGACAAGAGGACAUUUCUCAAAAAAGUACGAUCUUUGUCCCCAUGUGCAGUUGCAAACUGUAGUCUGGCUUUUUUAUGGCGGUUUUGGAGCAGUGGCUUCUUCCUUGCUGAGCGGCCUUUCAGGUUAUGUCGAUAUAGGACUCGUUUUACUGUGGAUAUAGAUACUUUUGUACCUGUUUCCUCCAGCAUCUUCACAAGGUCCUAUGCUGUUAUUCUGGGAUGUAUUUGCAACAAAGUACGUUCAUCUCUAGGAGACAGAACGCGUUUCCUUCCUGAGUGGUAUGACGGCUGCGUGGUCCCAUGAUGUUUAUACCUGCGUACUAUUGUUUGUACAGAUGAACAUGGUACCUUCAGGCAUUUCGAAAUUGCUCCCAAGGAUGAACCAGACUUGUGGAGCUCUACAUUAUUAUUUCUGAGGUCUUGGCUGAUUUCUUUUGAUUUUCCCAUGAUGUCUAGCAAAGAGGCACUGAGUUUAAAGGUAGGCCUUGAAAUGCAUCCACAGGUACACCUCCAAUUCACUCAAAUGAUGUCAAUUAGCCUAACAGAAGCUUCUAAAGCCAUGACAUCAUUUUCUGGAAUUUUCCAAGCUGUUUAAAGGCACAGUCAACUUAGUCUAUGUAAACUUCUGACCCACUGGAAUUGUGAUACAGUGAAUUAUAAGUGAAAUAAUCUGUCUGUAAACAAUUGUUGGAAAAAUUACUUGUGUCAUAAACAAAGUAGAUGUCCUAACCGACUUGCCAAAACUAUAGUUUGUUAAUAAGAAAUGUGUGUAGUGGUUGAAAAACAAGUUUUAAUGACUCCAACCUAAAUGUAUGUAAACUUCCGACUUCAACUGUACAUUGUGUUUUGUUGGUAAAUGUGUUUUUGUGAGACAAGUAUUUAUGUAAUUUGAAAGAUGUUGUCAUUGAAUGCAUUUUGUGUCAAAGCAAUGACAAAUUAUCCACAGGUUGCCACAUAGUGUUGUUGUGAUAACUGUAUUUAGAGAUUUGCACAUGUUUCCGCAGUAUUGAACAAAAAACUGUAAGUGAAUUUGCAACAAUUUCAUUGAUUUUACUGAGUUACAAUUCAUAUGAGGAAAUCAGUCAAUUGAAAUAAAUUAAUUAGGCCCUAAUCUAUGGAUUUCACAUGACUGGGAAUACAGAUAUGCAUCUGUUGGUCACAGAUGCCCCCCAAAGAAUGGGCCUCACAAUGGGCCUCAGGAUCUCGUCAUGGUAUUUUUGUGCAUUCAAAUUGCCAUCAAUAAAAUGCAAUCGUGUUCGUUGUCCGUAGCUUAUGCCUGCCCGUACCAUACCCCACCGCCACCAUGGGGCACUCUGUUCACAACGUUGACAUCAGCAAACCGCUCGCCCACACGACGCCAUACAUGUGGUCUGCGGUUGUAAGGCCAGUUGGACAUUCUGCCAAAUUCUCUAAAACGAUGUUGGAGGCGGCUUAUGGUAGAGAAAUGAACAUUAAAUUCUCUGGCAACAGCUCUGGUGGACAUUCCUGCAGUCAGCAUGCCAAUUGCACGCUCCCUCAAAACUUGAGACAUCUGUGGCAUUGUGUUGUGUGAUAAAACUGCACAUUUUAGAGUGGCCUGGGUAAUGAUCAUGCUGUUUAAUCAGUUUAUUGGUAUGCCACACCUGUCAGGUGGAUGGAUUAUUUUGGCAAAGGAGAAAUGCUCACUAACAGGGAUGUAAACAAAUUUGAGCACAACAUUUGAGAGAAAUAAGCUUUUUGUGUGUACGGAACAUUUCUGGGAUCUUUUAUUUCAGCUCAUGAAACAUGGGACCAACACUUUACAUGUUGCGUUCAUAUUUUUGUUCAGUAUAGUUAGCUCAUGGUAGCUACUCAACUAUAGGCUACAAUACUGUGGUAAACAUUGUAGUCAAUAAAAAUCGCAAUUAUUAAUACAGUAGUUGAUCAAAUCAUCCUGGCCUAACUUGCAGAAGUAGGAGCGCUUUGAUCAGCCUUUGGUCUCUGGGUGCUUGUCUUUACUGAGGUAUGAGCCUCUCAGAUACAGUGGGGGGAAAAAGUAUUUAGUCAGCCACCAAUUGUGCAAGUUCUCCCACUUAAAAAGAUGAGAGAGGCCUGUAAUUUUCAUCAUAGGUACACGUCAACUAUGACAGACAAACAAGCAAGAUUUCUGGCUCUCACAGACCUGUAACUUCUUCUUUAAGAGGCUCCUCUGUCCUCCACUCGUUACCUGUAUUAAUGGCACCUGUUUGAACUUGUUAUCAGUAUAAAAGACACCUGUCCACAACCUCAAACAGUCACACUCCAAACUCCACUAUGGCCAAGACCAAAGAGCUGUCAAAGGACACCAGAAACAAAAUUGUAGACCUGCACCAGGCUGGGAAGACUGAAUCUGCAAUAGGUAAGCAGCUUGGUUUGAAGAAAUCAACUGUGGGAGCAAUUAUUAGGAAAUGGAAGCCCCAGAUCGAGGGAGAUUAUCAGUGGUCUCCCUGAUAAUCUCCCUCGAUCUGGGGCUCCACGCAAGAUCUCACCCCGUGGGGUCAAAAUGAUAAUGAUCCCACUUUGAUAUCGACGGAAUAUGAAAUGUCCCAUUUCAUUAGUGAUUCUGCCAGUUGUAAAACUCCAUGUCUACCUGUUAACUCUGAGCGCUCCUCCAGGGGGACCGUGGAGAGAGACAGCGUAAAGAUAAUUGCAAAGCUAUGUUUAGAUAUGGUGAUUAAAAGCACUUCUUCUGCACCUUGAGCUACACCUGAUACAUAAUCUAUCCCACUUCCCAAACCAGAGAGAAACAUCUUCAGCACCUACUAUUAAAAGUGUGUGUGUGUGCAUGUGUGUGUGUGUGCGUGUGUGUGCGUGUGCAUGUGCGUGCGUGUGCGUGAGUGAGUGAGACCCUGGCUGUCGCCAAGUUUUGGAUUCCAUGUCCCAAGGUUUGAUACCUUGUAAAUAAGCACUCAACAGCCAAUGAGAUGAAGCAGAAGUAUCCUCCCAAAGUAAAAGUUGUCUCUGAAGUAAAACUAAUAGCAACCACCUUUCACCUCCAUCGUAAUUAAAGGAAUACAUUCUCUGUCAAAAUGUAAAGGCAGUGCUCUGCCAAAGAUAGUCCUAAACUAGACGCAGGUUUACUAUUCCGUAAAUAAGCCAGAAAGACCAAACUCACCUCACAAAGGAAAACUCUCAAAUAUAGCAUUUACACGAGCACAUUGUUGAUAAUUAGGAAAAAACAGGCUUAGCCAAUUCUAAAAUAUGUAAUUAAACACUGCCAGUGAUCUGAUGUUCUGUUGCCAGGACCCCCAGUUGUCCCAGUGUUGUUGUUGUUCUACAAGCAGCCAUGUUCAUGCCAAGGCCCUAGCAUGGGGAGUGUGGUUAAAGUAGGCAGUGUUUCGAAAUGCAGAACCAUCAACGGCUUUUCAUUUUCCUCCUACUGCAUGUGUUUGAACUGAAGGGUGGAAAGACACAAAUGAAUUUUUAAGCUGAUGAAAAAACAACAGAAUGGACUCAUGCAAAAUGAUAAACAAUUAUUAAAUGAAGCCAAACCAAAGCCAGAGUUUAAAAGUGUUGAGUUUGUAUCUUUCCAUCAUAUCCCUCUGACCUCCAGUCUGUGGAAGGGAGGACAGGUCCCUGUUUACCCUGUGUUGGAGCUCUUACUUGUGGGCGCUAGUUGUGAGGAGGCCCCACUGUGGCUGGAGGGACCUGUGUGGCUGGAGAGAGCUGCUCUCUCUGUUUAAACAGUUUGGGGGAAGGGGACAGGGAAUGGGAGUGGGACACAGUCUCCUCCACCGCAUCGGAAAAGAACCCCACCCUUCAUAGUAUGUUUUCCCAGAGUGCACUAACUAACUGACCAACCUACAGUGUGCAUGGACCCCUACUGUUUCCCUUGUUCUAAUAACCACUCAACUCACUGUGAUUAUUGAUUGGUCAAAUACAUAUUAAUGUAUAUUUAUUUUUUACCAUAGACUGAUUGGUACCUUGGAGAACGCAAUUCAUAGAACCACAUUGGCCAGGAACAGGUCAACGAUAAAGUGUCUUUCAUUCAAAAUAUUUUAACCCAUCAGUAAAUGUUAAAAAUAACCCAAAGAAAUUGAAUCCUGAGACCUGGAUUUUCCCCAUCCUCUUUGACCCUUGAUGUAGUCUUUUACCCCCCAUGUGUACCCCUGUUAGGUACCAGUGCUAUAACCUUUGCCCUGUGCUUCCUGUCCAGUAAUGGCUCGGGGACGUCCGAGGACCUGUUCUGGAAGCUGGACGCUCUACAGACCUUCAUCAGAGACCUGCACUGGCCUGAGGAGGAGUUUGGUAAACACCUAGAGAGCAGGCUGAAACUCAUGUCCAGCGACAUGAUCGAGUCCUGCAUCAAACGGUGAGAGGAUGGGCCUGAAUGAGACACUUGCUUACACACAAUUACACAAACACAUUGUAGGUCUGUGUAUAGUUCUGCAACCUCUCUCCUUAAUCUCCCUGUCUAAAGGACGCGGGUGGCCUUUGAAGCCAAGCUUCAGAAGAGCAGUCGGACCACAGACUUCCGUGUGCCUCAGUCCAUCUGCACAAUGUUCAACGUGAUGGUGGAUGCAAAGGCCCAGUCAGCCAAGCUGUGUGCCAUGGAGCUGGGACAGGAGGUACAGUAGGCCCCCUACCUACUUCUUUAACUGGUCUUCUAUCAGACAUACGAUACCAUCUUAUACCAGUCCACCUCCACAGCCUCACAACAACAUGCAUAUUUACACAGUGUUUGAAUCAGUGUAAAGUUUUCACCUAUUAUAUUCCAGAGGGAAUAUCAUGUUUAUGAUUCUAGUGAUGUCUAAUAGUGAUUUCUCUGAUAUUUCACUCUGAUUUCUCUGAUAUAUCACAGAGCAUGCUGCACUGGAUAUACAGAUCAGUUAUCCAUCCCGGAUCAGUACCAAGGCACUUUGGGAAAAUCAUUUUGUGCUCACCAACUGUGUGCUAGAUGUGUAUUCUCUUAAUUGCAUGGAUUCAGGAGCUCCAGCUCACUUAGGAUCAAAAUUUCUAUGUUUCUAUUUCUUUCUAUAUGCACAUAUUAUGUAAUGGUGUGCUUAUACAAUACAUGUUGUAUAGUACAGUCGUGGUCAAAAGUUUUAAGACAGAAAUAUUAAUUUUCACAAAGUCUGCUGCCUCAGUUUAUAUGAUGGCAAUUUGCAUAUACUCCAGAAUGUUAUGAAGAGUGAUCAGAUGAAUUGCAAUUAAUUGCAAAGUCCCUCUUUGCCAUGAAAAUUAACUUAAUCCCAAAAAAACUUUUCCACUGCAUUUCAGCCCUGCCACAAAAAGACCAGCUGACAUCAUGUCAGUGAUUCUCUCGUUAACACAGGUGAGAGUGUUGACGAGGACAAGGCUGAAGAUCACGCUGUCAUGCUGAUUGAGUUAGAAUAACAGACUGGAAGCUUUAAAAGUAGGGUGGUGCUUGAAAUCAUUGUUCUUCCUCUGUUAACCAUGGUUACCUGCAAGGAAACAUAUGCCGUCAUCACUGCUUUGCACAAAAAGGGCUUCACAGGCAAGGAUAUUGCUGCUAGUAAGAUUGCACCUAAAUCAACCAUUUAUCGGAUCAUCAAGCACUUCAAGGAGAGAGGUUCAAUUGUUGUGAAGAAGGCCUCAGGGUGCCCAAGAAAGUCCAGCAAGCGCCUGGACCGUCUCCUAAAGUUGAUUCAGCUGCGGGAUCGGAGCACCACCAGUGCAGAGCUUGCUCAGGAAUGGCAGCAGGCAGGUGUGAGUGCAUCUGCACGCACAGUGAGGCGAAGGCUUUUGGAGGAUGGCCUGGUGUCAAGAAGGGCAGCGAGGAAGCCACUUCUCUCCAGGAAAAACAUCAGGGAAAGACUGAUAUUCUGAAAAAGGUACAGGGAUUGGACUGCUGAGGACUGGGAUAAAGUCAUUUUUUCUGAUGAAUCCCCUUUCCGAUUGUUACGGGCAUCCAGUAAAAAGCUUGUCCGGAGAAGACAAGGUGAGCGCUACCAUCAGUCCUGUGUCAUGCCAACAGUAAAGCAUCCUGAGACCAUUCAUGUGUGGGGUUGCUUCUCAGCCAAGGGAGUGGGCUCACUCACAAUUUUGCCUAAGAACACAGCUAUGAAUAAAGAAUGGUACCAACAUAUCCUCCGAGAGCAACUUCUCCCAACCAUCCAAGAACAGUUUGGUGACGGACAAUGCCUUUUCCAGCAUGAUGGAGCACCUUGCCAUAAGGCAAAAGUGAUAACUAAGUGGCUCGGGGAACAAAACAUCGACAUUUUGGGUCCAUGGCCAGGAAACUUCCCAGACCUUAAUCCCAUUGAGAACUUGUGGUCAAUCCUCAAGAGGCGAGUGGACAAACAAAAACCACAAAUUCUGACAAACUCCAAGCAUUGAUUAUGCAAGAAUGGGCUGCCAUCAGUCAGGAUGUGGCCCAGAAGUUAAUUGACAGCAUGCCAGGGUGGAUUGCAGAGGUCUUGAAAAAGAAGGGUCAACACUGCAAAUAUUGACUCUUUACAUAAAUGUAAUGUAAUUGUCAAUAAAAGCCUUUGACACUUAUGGAAUGCUUGUAAUUAUACUUCAGUAUACCAUAGUAACAUCUGACAAAAAUAUCUAAAAACACUGAAGCAGCAAACUUUGUGAAGACCAAUACUUGUGUCAUUCUCAAAACUUUUGACCACGACUGUAGUACAUACUGUAUAUGCAUUUCUGUCAAGGUUUUCACUUACAAUAGUUUCAAUGGCACUUACUGCGAUUGCUUUGUCUCCUGAUUUUGCUUUUGCUUGAAUAUGUGAUUUUGCUGUAGUUGCUUGCUUUUUCACCAUCACCAUGUCUAUAUAUUUUAUUUCUUUUCUCUAUCUUGUGAAAGUUUGUUAGUGAUUGGGUAAGUGUGGCUAACAAUUCAAUUGAAAUCUCACCCCUUGUUCCCAAAUGUAUAAUUAGCAGUCAUUGCAGUGUUCACCAGUCUUCCAACACUUUAAUUGUUUUGUUUUUCAUUAGCAUAUGUGUAGAUGGUACUGAAUAUACAUGGAGUAGAUGUAAGAGUCUUCAUAUCCGCACAAUCUAGAGACAGGUACCAAUUACCAGAGCAUAAUUAAUUAGUCUGAGGUCUUUUACAUGGCUCACGUGGAGACAUAAGAAUGCUGUCACACUACUGAUUAGCAUAUUGGCCUACUGUGAGACCUGGUAGCAACAAACAGAAGGGGAGGGAAAGGAGGGAAGCUGGACUUGACAUUGUCACUAACAUGUCUCUUUCCUAACAGAGACAGUACCAUUCCCAAAUCGACGCUCUCAUAGAGGAGACUGUGAAGGAGAUGAUCACCUUACUGGUAGCAAAGGUGCUGUUACUGUCUUACUCAUAUCUGAAAGUGAUAUGACAUGAAUGUUGUUUUUAAUGUGUUGGACUUGCCAGUAACGCAACUCCCUGUCCGUCAGUUUGUGGUCAUUCUAGAGAGUGUCCUAGCCAAACUGUCCAGAUACGACGAGGGCACACUCUUCUCCUCCUUCCUCUCUUUCACAGUAAGAACGCAUUCCUUCUCUCGUUCACCUCGUUCUCAGUGUACACUGCAUACAUAACUGGACCCUGAUCUUGUAAUUAUUUUAUUCAUCAUAGGGUAGGAAUAGCCUUGUUCAAAUAAUGUACCUUCAGCAAAUAUAUCUUCAGAAUGCAUACAGCAUUUUGCUCAUGAUAACACUCCCAAAGCAUUAAAAGGUUUUAGUAGGUUUACGGAUUUUAGUAGGUUUCCUGAACAUUGUAAUAGAAGUCGAAUUAACUUCUGAGUGCACUUUGCGACUACAUUUCCUGGCAUGACUUGGAAUUUUUCCUAUUUUGUUGCCUUACAACCUGGAAUUAAAAUUGUUUUUUUGGGGAGUUUGUAUCAUUUGAUUUUCACAACAUGCCUACCACUUUGAAGAUGCAAAAUACUUUUUUUUGUGAAACAAACAAGAAAUAAAACAAAAAACAGAAAACUUGAACGUGCAUAACUAUUCACCCCCCCCAAAGUCAAUACUUUGUAGAGCCACCUUUUGCAGCAAUUACAGCUGCAAGUCUCUUGGGGUAUGUCUCUAUAAGCUUGGCACAUCUAGCCACUGGGAUUUUUGCCCAUUCUUCAAGGCAAAACUGCUCCAGCUCCUUCAAGUUGGAUGGGUUCCGCUGGUGUACAGUAAUCUUUAAGUCAUACCACAGAAUCUCAAUUGGAUUGAGGUCUGGGCUUUGACUAGGCCAUUCCAAGACAUUUAAAUGUUUCCCCUUAAACCACUCGAGUGUUGCUUUAGCAGUAUGCUUAGGGUCAUUGUCCUGCUGGAAGGUGAACCUCCGUCCCAGUCUCAAAUCUCUGGAAGACUUAAACAGGUUUCCCUCAAGAAUCUCCCUGUAUUUAGCGCCAUCCAUCAUUCCUUCAAUUCUGUCCAGUUUCCCAGUCCCUGCCAAUGAAAAACAUCCCCACAGCAUGAUGCUGCCACCACCAUGCUUCACUGUGGGGAUGGUGUUCUCAGGGUGAUGAGAGGUGUUGGGUUGCGCCAGACAUAGCAUUUUCCUUGAUGGCCACAAAGCUAAAUUUUAGUCUCAUCUGACUAGAGUACUCCCACAUGCCUUUUGGCGAACACCAAACGUGUUUGCUUAUUUUUUUCUUUAAGCAAUGGCUUUUUUUCUGGCCACUCUUCCGUAAAGCCCAGCUCUGUGGAGUGUACGGCUUAAAGUGAUCCUAUGGACAGAUACUCCAAUCUCCGCUGUGGAGCUUUGCAGCUCCUUCAGGGUUAUCUUUGGUCUCUUUGUUGCCUCUGAUUAAUGCCCUCCUUGCCUGGUCCUUGAGUUUUGGUGGGCGGCCCUCUCUUGGCAGGUUUGUUGUGGUGCCAUAUUCUUUCAAUUUUUUAAUAAUGGAUUUAAUGGUGCUCCGUGGGAUGUUCAAAGUUUCAGAUAUUUUUUUAUAACCCAACCCUGAUCUGUACUUCUCCACAACUUUGUCCCUGACCUGUUUGGAGAGCUCCUUGGUCUUCAUGGUGCCGCUUGUUUGGUGGUGCCCCUUCGUGGUGUUGCAGACUCUGGGGCCUUUCAGAACAGGUGUAUAUAUACUGAGAUCAUGUGACAGAUCAUGUGACACUUAGAUUGCACACAGGUGGACUUUGUUUAACUAAUUAUGUGAAUUCUGAAGGUAAUUGGUUGCACCAGAUCUUAUUUAGGGGCUUCAUAGCAAAGGGGGUGAAUACAUAUGCACGCACCACUUUUCCGUUAUUUAUUUUGUUUAAAAAAAUUUAACUUUUUUUUUUUUUUUUUUUUCACUUCAUCAAUUUGUACUAUUUUGUGUAUGUCCAUUACAUGAAAUCCAAAUAAAAAUCCAUUUAAAUUACAGGUUGUAAUGCAACAAAAUAGGAAAAACACCAAGGGGGAUGAAUACUUUUGCAAGGCACCGUACUUAAGCAUAUUGCAGUCGCACACUGAAGCUACACUCACAUUAAACAGCUUUUGUAAAUAGAGGAAGUUGCACAGUUGGAAUCUCAUGUCUUUCCUUUUCACCUAAUCUCUCUGUCUCAUUUCAAGGUGAAAGCUGCAUCAAAGUAUGUGGAUGUACCUGUAAGUGAGAAUAGUGUUGUUAUCAGUUCUUGUGUUUCUCUUAUCCCAGUCCAAGUGUGUAUGAGUACGUGCAUGUGUGUCUCUGUGUGAGUCAUUCUUGUAUUUGUUUAUGUGCAUGCACACAUAUCUUGCCAUGUUUUUUGUCAUUCAUAUGGUUAUGGGCAGAAUCAGCUGGGUAGGCCUGCCAUGGGGCACACAUUGUGAGUGUCUCUGUUGUGUUGUGUAACAAAAGCACACCAGGAGUCUGCCUCUGGGGCAGAAUGCUCGCUGUGUUAUGCUUUAAACAGCACCUCAGAGGAGUAUCACUUAACUGCCAAUCGAUCCACAUGUCAACAAGGCACUUAUUAAAUGAAUGCCUUGUCAGUGAAUCUGUGAUUAGGACUCUUAUGUCCGCAGGGCCAGAGCCCUAGCUUCUGCAUGGUAAUGGUUUACUUAAUGCACAAAAUACAAUUACAGUGGAGAAACAUACUAAUUUGCACCCUUUGGAACCACUCAGGGAUGUGUUAACUAACUAAAUUCAGUUUACAGUGGCUGAUAAUUACACAUUCAUAUUACCUCGUCCGCUGGCAUGGGAGGAAGCAUUUCAUAUACCGGAGAAGAGGCGGGAGUGGGAAAGGCACACACACACAUAAGCACACACACAUCAACACACACACAUAAACACACACACAUAAACACACACACAUAAACACACACAUAAACACACACAAAUGGAGUGUCUUAUUUGCAAACUCAUUGUCCUGUGUGAAUAUUUGAGCUGGUAUGAGAAAUGGCAGCCCUCCUAACAAUCUGUUCAGCAGCCUGAUCAUGUGUUCCUGGCUCCUCUGUUCACUUUGCACAUUUCCAGACUGUGACGGAUGAUUCUGGGCCAAGUACACAUCUCUAAUAGGAAGUUCAGUAACAAAGACCGCCAUAUCCCUGGGUCUAUACACACUGCAAAUUAAACACCUCUCCAGAAAUGUCAACCAUAAACUCUAAGAUGAUUUCUCUGAGAUGAAAAGGACAAUUUGAUAACACUUUAGUUGAAUGUUUAUUUUAAUACCUGUCCGUUUUUCAUAUGCAUGUCUUAUGUCACUUUGCUGGUCACCAUGUUUAUUAUGGAGUCAACAGGGUUCAGUGCCUUGGUGAGACAAUGUAUCUGUUUUUCUUUGGCUAAUUACUCCUUUUCCCUCUCUUUUUCUCAACUCCCUCUCUCUGUCUCUGUGUGGUGUGUCCUGCAGAAGCCUGGGAUGGAUGUUGCCGACGGUUACGUGACCUUUGUGCGCCAUUCUCAGGACAUGCUGCGGGAUAAGGUCAAUGAGGAGGUUUACAUAGAAAGGUUAUUUGAUGUAAGUAAGAAAUGCCUUCUCCUCCCUUACAGGGGGAGGCUCUCCAAAAUGUGAUAGAACAGUCUGCUCUGAGGGAUAAGUCACAUUUUGAACAGCUCUCUGCCUUCUCUUACACAGCUGUACAAGUAG